Melanotaenia boesemani (Boeseman's rainbowfish) is the source of this 1069-nucleotide messenger RNA. RefSeq names its product lin-7 homolog B (C. elegans) (gene lin7b). Lineage: Eukaryota; Metazoa; Chordata; Actinopteri; Atheriniformes; Melanotaeniidae. Gene Ontology annotation, cellular component: MPP7-DLG1-LIN7 complex; cell-cell junction; synapse. The record is from RefSeq and is a predicted model, not a curated record. Gene Ontology annotation, molecular function: L27 domain binding. Gene Ontology annotation, biological process: neurotransmitter secretion; protein localization to basolateral plasma membrane; maintenance of epithelial cell apical/basal polarity. Bases 284 to 946 code for a protein of 220 amino acids. The transcript is spliced from 6 exons.
UGGGGUGCGCGCGCCACCGUCUCGAGCAGUUUCCCAUCCAUUGAGAUGUGAUCAGCGCGCGCUCUCUCUCCAUCCUGUAAACCAUCGUGGGCUCCGGACUCCGGGUUUUCUGGCUACGCCCUCCUCCAGUCUGACAUCUGUUUCUCCUCCAUGAGGUCCGGUUCGGCAUCUCAGACCCGCUCAGUCUUCGGAUAACAUGGACCACGAGCCGCUGUAAGCCGGAUUCGGUGCUCGCGCACACCGUUGCUCAGAGGGGAGCAGUCUGGACUGGGAGCACCUCAGGAUGAUGUCCUCCUUCUACCACUCCGGGAAGGAAGCAGACAUGGCGGCCAUGACGGAGCCGCUGUGUCUGGAGAGGGACGUGUGCAGGGUGAUUGAGCUGCUGGACCGGCUGCAGCGCACUGGUGAGCUGCCCCCGCCCAAGCUGCAGGCCCUGCAGAGAGUCCUGCAAAGCAAGUUCUGUGCUGCCAUCAGGGAGGUGUACGAGCAGCUGUACGACACGCUGGACAUCGCUGGAGGGCCGGAGGUGCGAGCGCAAGCUACAGCCAAGGCCACCGUGGCAGCGUUUGCAGCCAGCGAGGGUCACGCCCACCCGAGGGUGGUGGAGCUGCCCAAGACAGAAGAGGGACUGGGCUUUAACAUCAUGGGGGGCAAAGAGCAGAACUCCCCCAUCUACAUCUCCAGAGUUAUCCCUGGAGGGGUGGCGGAUCGGCAGGGGGGGCUGAAGCGAGGAGACCAGCUGCUGUCUGUCAACGGAGUGAGCGUGGAGGGUGAGCAGCAUGAAAAGGCCGUGGAGCUCCUGAAAGCUGCCCAGGGCUCCGUCAAGCUGGUGGUGAGAUACACCCCCAAAGUCCUGGAGGAGAUGGAGGCCCGCUUCGAGAAGAUGAGGAGCGCCCGCAGACGGCAGCAGCACAACAGCUACUCGUCUCUGGAGUCCAGGGGCUAACUAAAUACCUCCACCCACCCUACCAUGCAGCCCUCCUGACUCUUCUGUCCAGGCGGGAGGCAAGAAUAUAGAGGGAAGCAAAAAAUAGAUGAAAAACAAACAAACAAAUAACAAAAACAGCUG